Molecule: messenger RNA, 1746 nt
Organism: Ornithorhynchus anatinus (platypus)
Lineage: Eukaryota; Metazoa; Chordata; Mammalia; Monotremata; Ornithorhynchidae
Gene: GPR27
Product: G protein-coupled receptor 27
Exons: 1
Coding region: 21-1187 (388 amino acids)
Biological process (GO): G protein-coupled receptor signaling pathway
Cellular component (GO): plasma membrane
Molecular function (GO): G protein-coupled receptor activity
Source: RefSeq, a predicted model, not a curated record
CUCCCGAGGCCUCCCCGCUGAUGGCGAACGCCAGCGAGCCGGGAGGAAACAGCAGCCCGUCGCCCCUGAGCAGCAGCGCGAGCGCCUCCCCGUUGGCCGCCCCGGGCCUGAAACUGGCCGCCCUGGGCGCGAUCCUGUGCGUCAGCCUGGCCGGCAACGGACUGUUCGCGCUGCUCAUCCUCAAGGAGCGGCAUUUGCACCGGGCCCCGUACUACCUGCUGCUGGACCUGUGCCUGGCCGACGGGCUGCGAUCGCUGGCCUGCUUCCCCGCGGUCAUGCUGUCCGUGCGCCGCGGUGCGGGCUCCGGGGGGGCGCUGCCACCCGGCGCGCUGGGUUGCAAGCUCCUCGCCUUCCUGGCCGUGCUCUUCUGCUUCCACGCUGCCUUCCUGCUCCUCUGCGUGAGCGUGACCCGCUACUUGGCCAUCGCCCACCCCCGCUUUUAUGCCAAGAAGCUGACGGGCUGGACGUGCGCCGCGGUGGUGUGCGUGGCGUGGGCGCUGGCCCUGGCCACGGCUUUCCCCCCGGUGCUGGACGUGGGCACUUACCGCUUCGUUCGCGAGGAGGCCCAGUGCACCUUCGAGCACCGCCACGUCGGGGCCAACGACACGCUGGGCUUCCUGCUCAUGCUGGCCGUCGUGGUCGGGGCCACCCACCUGGUCUACCUCCGGCUCCUCUUCUUCAUCCACGACCGCCGCAAGAUGAAGCCGGCCCAGCUGGUCCCGGCCGUCAGCCAGAACUGGACCUUUCACGGGCCCGGGGCCACGGGGCAAGCGGCGGCCAACUGGACGGCGGGCUUCGGCCGGGGCCCCACCCCGCCCGCCCUGGUGGGGAUUCGGCCGACCGGCCACGGCCAGGCCCGGCGGCGGCUCUUGGGCCUGGAGGAGUUCAAGGCGGAGAAGCGGCUGUGCAAGAUGUUCUACCUGGUCACGUUGCUUUUCUUGCUCCUCUGGGGGCCCUACAUCGUGGCCUGCUACCUGCGGGUCUUUGUCCGGCCCGUCGCCAUCCCCCCGGGCUACGUAACUGCCUCCGUGUGGCUCACCUUCGCCCAGGCGGCGGUCAACCCCAUCGUCUGCCUCGCCUCCAACAAGAAGCUACGCGUCUGCUUCUGGGCCCGCUUCCCCUGCUGCCAAAGCCCCCGGACCAGUCAGGGCACCCUCCUGUGCCCUCUGAAAGGCUUUGGCCUAUAAAUGGGUGAGGGUGGGAACCUCUCCCCGUCCACUGUGCCCCCGUCAUCUCCCCUCCACCGCCCCCCCACAAAGAAAACGCUCACGUCUCCCCCACACUGACCCUUCCCUUUACUUUGCAGAUGUUCACUUUUGCCUCCGCUAUCUUCGAGACCGCAGACGGGGCCGGGCCUGGCCCGGCCCGGCCGAGGAAACCUGAAGAGCGCUGCAAGGAGGGCUCGUCUCCGGCUCGUCUACUCGCUUUUUUUUUUUUUUUCGGAAGGCCGGGCUCUACGCUUUUCGGGCCUUGCUGGGUUCAACGGGUUUUCCUCUUCCCUACGCUCUGGAACGAACAGUAGAUGCUGCCGGUGUUUUGUAUGGUGACGUCCAUUUUGCUAAAGGCUCUAACAGUUUUCUUCGUUCGACGUUUCCUAAAGGCUAAGCCGCAUUUUCUAUAGAAGUUAUUUUUAGCCCUUGCGGUCUGUUGUAAAGGGGGAGAGAAAGCAAAGUGAAGAUAAGGACCCUCAGAAGUCACUUGACUGUGAGCUUCACUGCGCUCCAAAGGAUUGCGUUCAAAUAAAAG